Tachysurus fulvidraco (yellow catfish) is the source of this 3370-nucleotide messenger RNA. It is a transcript of the gene dzip1, whose product is annotated as DAZ interacting zinc finger protein 1. Lineage: Eukaryota; Metazoa; Chordata; Actinopteri; Siluriformes; Bagridae. The transcript is spliced from 19 exons. The record is from RefSeq and is a predicted model, not a curated record. Gene Ontology annotation, cellular component: ciliary basal body; cytoplasm. Gene Ontology annotation, biological process: cilium assembly. The coding region runs from base 274 to 2880 and encodes 868 amino acids.
GGUUUGAUUGGACCGUCACUUUCCCGUCGUCUGUUGCGUCACGGCUGCCUCUCUUUGUCUUGGGCAAAUCAAUUGCCCCACUUCACUUUGCCUUUGUUUGUUGUUUUAACGAUGCCUUUGCUAUAUAAUCGUGUUGCUGUUGAAACGAAAAGUCGAUUGUUGUUCUCUGAAAGAAUCAUAUGACCCUGGAAGUCAUGCCACAGCAGGGCAGAAAUCAACUCCUCUGAGUGCCAACCAUCCUCCGGCCACCAGAGCAGACCUGCCCGCUUGACCAUGUCAGGAGCCAGUAUGCCUGUACCAUUCAACUUUCGGUCCCGCCGUGAGUGUGUGGACUGGCGUCAGAUUAAUGCAAUUGAUGUGGACCGGGUAGCCAGUGAGCUAAACUUUCAGAUCCUCCAGGACCACAUUGCAGGGGUGACCUUCUGCAACUUAGAAGGUGAGCGGUGCCUGAACUGUCAGAGCCACGUGGACCCAGCCCUGCUCAAACUAUUCCGGCUUGCCCAACUCACAAUUGAAUACUUGCUGCACUCGCAGGACUGUCUGGCUCUCAGACUGCAGGCUGCUGAGGAGCAGUUUCAGACUGAGGCCACAGAGAAGCAGCAUCUCCAGUUGCAUCUGCAAAAGCAGAUCCAAUAUAACAAGUCCUUAAAAGAAGAGCUAAAGCAUCGGAAGCGGAUUAUUGCCUCUCAGCAAGUCAUGAUCAGUGCAGGGUUGGCUAAUUACAAUAAGUGCGAAUAUUGUGAAAAAGCCUUCAUGAACGCAUCCUUCCUGAAAAGUCACAUACAACGUAGACAUCCUAUAGAGCAUGACAAACUGAUCACUGAUAAUCAGGAGGAUCUUCAGACGAUAAAAUUACAAGAAGAGAUAAUCAAGCUGCAAGAACAGUUAACACUGGCUAAAUCUGAAAUGGAGAUUCUGCAAAAAGAUUACAAAACCAAACAGGAGAUGGAUCUAAAACAGAAACAGGCAGACUUCAUGAAACAGCUGGAAUUCUGGAAGGAAAAUGAGCAAGUACACAUGAACAGCAAAAUAGAUGAAGUUAAGCAGGCCUGUCAGAGAGACAUGGAAACAUUGCACCAGAAAAACAAAAAACUAGUAAAGCAAAUGCUGAUGUUGCAGCAAAGCAGUAAGACGCAGGAGAACAUGCAGCCUGUGCAGGGACAGGCAAGUUUUGUGCAGAACGGUGAAGAAGAACAAAACCAUGUGGUUGCUGAGCUUCAACAGAAGCUCUACAAUCAGACCUCUGAAAGUGGUGACUGGCACAAUGGAAAAUUAGCAGCAAGAUUCAUCAAGUUCAGAAGACAGGCAGGCAGAAUAAGCAAUACGAAACUGUGGAAAGAGCAGCCAUAUCAGCAUGACCUCACCAGUACCAUCCUGAAGACUGUGGUGGACAAGGAAAUUAGGUGGACAGAAGAAAGGCAAAAAAUUAAGGAAGAAUAUGAGAGUGAGAGAAACCAGCUCCAGACAGCAUUGGCCCAGAUGAAUUCCACUGCCCCCAAGGAGAAUAAAAGGGUAGAGAGAAAGGUGAAGGAACUGGAACUCCGGCUGGAAGAGCAGCAGAAGACCAUCACAUUACAAAACAUGCAGAUAAAUUCUUUUACUACAAAGUCACCGAAAUCAACAAUACAAGAAGCUCCAGAACCUAAAACAAGAGUGGUGGUCAGUGAGCAUCCCAGCUUGGUCUGUAAAUUGGAUCCUAUAGUGGAGAUUUCAGAAGAAGACAAAGAGUCAUCAAGCUUCUCAGAAGGUCAUUCUGACAGUAAGUCAAUGCAGCAGAAAGUUAAUGAGCUACUGAAGAAUCCCAGUCUCAAGAGGGACCUGCACUUGGCUGUGCAUAGAAGCCUCGAUGACAAGCUGUUACACUUAGGCAUUGAUCCUGCUGUUGGUGGGAUCUCUAGGUCAACAUAUGAGAGCACGAUGGCUCGUGUGGUCUCUGAGAGGCAGCAGAGGCAGAAGGAAUAUGCUGAGUACCGUAAGAUACACAAAUAUCUCCACCAAAAUCUAGACAAGCUGGUUAAGGAAAGGCAAACGCAGCCCAUCAUCAAGCCCAGUCAACCAGUCCAAAUGCUACCUCAGUCUAGGCCACGGUACAGCAGUUUUCCUGCCAAACAGCAGUACACACUGCAGCCAGCUAAUCAAAACAACACUGCAACUUAUCCCAUAACCUCCACACAAAUGGCACCUCACAAAACCUCUGAUUUGAGUCUUGUUGAAGCCUCCUCAGAAGAAGAGAAUGGGAAAGCCCCAUUGAGAAGCUGCUUCCAGGGAAUUCAGCAAUACACUGCUUGCCCAGCUCAAGCUUCAUUUCAGAAAGCAGCACAGUGCUCUGGAACUCACCGGACCCCAGUAUUUAGCAUUAACAAGAUGAAGGUUACUGUGCCAGAAAAUGAGAGUGAGUGGACAGAAGGCAGUGAGAUGGAGGAGAUUUCCCUAGAUCAACUGCAGAAGCACACUGACCAGAAUGGAAAUGUGACUGAGACUUUCUGCAGUUAUGUAAAGGCACUAAGCGAUAACCUGGAGCAUCAGCUUGUUGACCAAGCCCAUAAAAAUACAGCAAGUGUUGCCAUCCCAGAAAAACGUGAUGGAAUCACAAACACACAUGAUGCAGUGUGGGAAAUUAAAAACACUGGUUUUGAGGACGAUAACGAUGAUGACUGGGACAUUUCCUCUUUAGAAGAUGUUCCUGUGGCACACACAUCCAGUUUUGCUCCUGUGAGGAAAAGCAUGGACAAGAGUAUUGACACCAGCACUAGUGUAUGGGGAACUAUGACUGGCAUAGGACAAGAGCCAAGUCUUAAAGAUACUGGCACUGGCAGCACUCUGAAGAGCAGCAUUGUGACAGCUAGUGACUGGGAUUUCUCAGAUGGCACAAAAAUAUAAUGCCACUUGCUAAUCCCAAAUAUUGACACAUGGAAUAAUAUGGACAAUGAUGUUGGCCCUGUGUGAAAAAGUGCUUGCACCGGAAAUCUAAUAACUUGUUGGGCCACCCUUAGCAGCAAGAACUUCAAUCAAGCGUUUGCGAUAACUUACAAUGAGUCUGUUACAGUGCUUUUUUUGGUCCACUCAUCUUUGCAGAAUUGUUGUAAUUCAGCCACAUUGGAGGGUUUUCAAGCAUGAACCACCUUUUUAACAUCAUGCCACAGCAUCUCAAUAAGAUUCAGGUCAGGACUUUGACUUGCCCACUCAAGACUUCAUUUUGUUUUUCUCUAGCCAUUCACAGGUGGACUUACUGGUGUGUUUUGGAUCGUUGUCCUGCUGCAGAACCCAAGUUCGCUUCAGCUUGAGGUCAUGAACAGAUGGCUGCACAUUGUCCUUCAGGAUUUUUUGGUAGACAGCCGAAUUCAUAGUUCCAUUUAUCACAGCAGUUCUU